Messenger RNA from Somion occarium, 1691 nucleotides. The record is from the annotation of a GenBank genome assembly. Lineage: Eukaryota; Fungi; Basidiomycota; Agaricomycetes; Polyporales; Cerrenaceae.
GACGAGUGCAGAAUCCCUCAAGGCAGGGAGAAGGAGUUGCCUUUCCUGGCUAGAGGCUACCAAAAUAGGCAAACAUACGACCACAUUGAGAACAAGAAUCCCAGGGCGUUGAGUAGCGCUCGACGUCAAAUUCCUUAGACUUGCAAUGACUUGCCACGCCUAAGAUAUUUAGGAAAUCAUACAUGCCUUCACUCAGUCGGAGAGGGCGGUCAUAUUCAAGUUACUCGUAGCAGAACAGCCCUAUCGGCAACGUUUUUUUUCGUAGGAGCUCGUAUGAUGAUGACGCUCGCUCUUCCUUCAAGAUUUGGGUUCCAUGGUGUGGCUUGUACUUCGCGGUGUGCGGUUUGCACUCGGAGUCGUGGACUCGGCCCGGGCGCAGCAAGUUUGUUGGUGCAGUUGUGUUCCUCGAAUUUGAAUGGACGAGGACGGCGGUCGAGUGCGGGUGUGCGGUUUGGGAGACGAUGUUUCUCGGUUGAGAGUGGACCACUUCGUUCUUCUUCCACAUCAUCAAUACCUUCUACGCCUUCUACACUAACAUCAACACCUACUCCGACUCCGACACCUACACCUACAUUUACGGCUUCUAUACCUUCAACACCCUCAACACCUUCAACGCAUUACACGUCUACACCCACAGCUCCAUCUAUACAUUCUACCCUUUCGACGCUCAGCGCCGUACACCGAGGUGUAGAAUUCGAGAAACGGUCGUUGAAGAUUUUACAAGAGAAUCUUUCGAUGAGUCUGAGGAGGGUUGGGGGGCGGGAAGAUGGGGGUGUGGAUUUACAGGGAUGGUGGUGGGUUCCCGCGAGUGGGAACGGGACUCGUAGGGGUGAAAGUGGUUUAGGCGGGAAAACAAGUGAAGAUGAAAGUGGGACCAGUGGGAGAGAGGGUGGAAGCGAGAGUCAUGACAUGUUGAACGAGAGAACACGAAUUCGGGUCAUCGCCCAAUGCAAGAUGGAGAAAAAGAAGAUUGGGCCAAAGUAUAUCAGGGAGAUGGAAGGUGUCUUGCAUCGACAUCUUCUCCUCUCUCCUUCUCCUUCGCAAAGUCACCACGACAUACCACCUAUGCCCACCAAUCACGAACGAGAACGUGAACGAGAACGAGAGCCCAUAGUGGGACUUUUCAUCUCUUCAUCUCCGUUCACGAAGAGCGCGUUGUUGAGGGUCCAUUCUUCACCCAUCCCAUUCAUGCUCCUCCAUCUUCCUCCGUUUUCUCUCCCUUCACAACCUUCACAACCUUCACAAUCACUAUCCGAGACACCACCUCCCGAGACGUGCCUACAUGACUCUGAUUCGCGACUUUCCUCUGUCCCUGGGGACUCAGAAAUCGACCCUUUACUCCUCCCCAAUCCAACCCAGCCCGGUUCACUCGGUUCCCUCAUCUGUAAUCCGGCCCUCCUAGGUCAAAACGGACCUCUGAAAGGUGAGCUCGAACCCAGAUGGGAAUGGGCUCCGACCGGGGUGGGAGAUGGAAGGCCGGGAUUGUGGUGGAGGGGAAGGAGAGUGAGGAGUUGGACGCCAGAUGCUGAGGAGCAUACGUAGGGUAGACCUUUGGCUGGUUGUUUUUAAUUAUCAAGGAUAUAUCUAUGUUGCAAGGAUCCGCAUUUUAAAGUGAAGACCUACAAGUUCAUUUGCAAAGCCUACUAUAAUCACUACUGCUCAGAAAAGGCUAAUAAGCUACGAACUACGAA